This is a messenger RNA of Sphenostylis stenocarpa, 334 nucleotides long. Lineage: Eukaryota; Viridiplantae; Streptophyta; Magnoliopsida; Fabales; Fabaceae. The record is from the annotation of a GenBank genome assembly.
AUGAAGAGCUUGGAGCCAGCAAAGCACAGGUCCAGCUAUGGGCUCCACACCACUAUGACGAACCAGAGAGAGAAACAGGGAAAAUUCAAGUACGACACACAUUGUGAUGGCAUGGCGCAUGGAUGGAUAGCAGAAGUGACAGUGAAAGGAGGAGAGAAAAUUACAGAAGCAGCAGCAGAUAUGCCUCUUCACCUAACAUAUAGAAUUAAAUGUGUCACAGACGUGAAAACGAUGAUCGUAGAUGCGAUGAAGAAUGUGAUUAUAAAAUUGGAACAAUUUGAAUUCAGUGCAUUUUUUGAGAAUCUCCAAAGGAUCUUGUAUAUACCUGUUACAG